This is a messenger RNA of Lathyrus sativus (Indian pea), 336 nucleotides long. The record is from the annotation of a GenBank genome assembly. Lineage: Eukaryota; Viridiplantae; Streptophyta; Magnoliopsida; Fabales; Fabaceae.
AUGAAGGUGAAGAAAGGAUGUCUUGCAAUUCAAGUUGGUUCAGAGGAACACCAAUCACAGCAAGAUGCUGCUGUCACUGAUUCUCAAAGGUUUCUCAUCCCUAUUUCGUAUCUCUAUCAUCCUCUUUUCAACAAUCUUCUCGACAUGGCUUACGAGAGUUAUGGAUACAGCACUCAUGGUCCCCUCAAGCUGCCUUGUUCGGUUGAUGAAUUUCUUCACCUACGGUGGCAGAUUGAAAAAGAAUCAACACAACACCACCACCACCACCAACACAACCGCCAUCAUCAUCAUCACCAUCACUAUCUCCCUUACGCCUUGUAUUUCAACUCUUGUUAA